Molecule: messenger RNA, 1686 nt
Organism: Penicillium macrosclerotiorum
Lineage: Eukaryota; Fungi; Ascomycota; Eurotiomycetes; Eurotiales; Aspergillaceae
Product: cytochrome P450
Exons: 3
Molecular function (GO): heme binding; monooxygenase activity; oxidoreductase activity, acting on paired donors, with incorporation or reduction of molecular oxygen
Source: RefSeq, a predicted model, not a curated record
UGUAUUGCCACUAUAGUGCCACCCUCAAAUCAGACAAGAACGCUCAUACCCCCGCAACAUUUUGCAUUCAUCAAAUCACAAAUUAUGGCAGCCUUAGUGUGUUUCUUUCUAGGGCUGACCACCGUCUAUUUCAGCCCAGAAUAUUUUAUCUGGGAAUCAAAAAUCUGGAGUGGCGUUGCAUUUUGCGGGGUUUCGGCCUUGUGCACGACGAUUUAUCGGCUGUUCUUGUAUCCUGAAUUUUUCUCGCCCCUGAAACACAUACAGACACCGUCCUCACGAAAUUGGCUUACUGGGAACUCGAAUUCGUUCCUGAUAGAGACACCUUAUGCGUUAAUCAAGACCUGGCUCAAAGAACUGCCAAAUGAAGGUCUUCUACGCUACUAUAUUGUCGGAAAUCUUGAAUGGGUUAUGCCCAUAAGUUCUGAAGCUUUGAAAGAGAUACUUGUCACGAAGACUUACGAGUUUGAAAAGCCGGAGAUCUUGAAAUAUGGCCUACGGAAGACCCUUGGCCGGGGUAUACUUCUUGCCGAAGGCAACGAGCACAGGAUGCAACGUAAAAACCUGUUGCCUGCUUUUUCUUAUCGUCACGUCAAGAACCUUUACCCUUUAUUUUGGACUAAAAGUGUCGAAAUGGUUAGACUCAUUGAUAAGGAAUUGGUUUCAGGAAGCGUUGAAAACAACACCGUUCAGAUUGGGGAUUGGGCCAAACGCGCAACUCUCGACAUCAUUGGCCUAGCAGGUAUGGGCUGCGACUUUGAGGCUCUGAAAAAACCAGACAACGUUCUACACCAGUCUUAUAAGACAUUAAUCUCGCAACCCCUUAGCGAGAAGCUUCUGUUUCUGAUGGGAGUUCUAACCCAUCCAAGUUACACGAUGAAUUUUCCGACAGCACGGAAUAGAGAAAUAGGAGAAUGUAACGCGCAUAUUCGUGAAGCUGCACGCGCGGUAAUCCGCUCGCGAAUAGGCAGAAAGCAAGAUACCGGCAGAGAUAUUGACAUAAUAUCAGUCGCUCUAGAAAGCGGCAUGUUUGACGAAGAGAAUCUGAUCGACCAAGCAAUGACAUUCCUGGGAGCUGGUCACGAUACAACAGCGGCUUCAUUUCAAUGGGCAAUCUACGCUUUAUGUCAGUAUCCAGGUGUCCAAAAGAGGCUGCGUGAAGAAAUACGCACACAUCUCCCGAGUAUCUCAUUUACAGAGCCGAAUAAAAUCAGCGCCUCCACAUUCGAAAAUACCCACUAUUUGAGCGCUUUCUGCAACGAGGUUCUUCGUUUCUACCCCGCCAUUCCCAAAACUGUUCGCAAGGCUGUGGUGGAUACUACUAUAGUCGGUAAAUUCAUCCCAAAAGGUACGCUGAUUGUCCUGUCGCCGGAGAUCACCAACCAUAUGACCGACCUGUGGGGCCCUGAUGCGGAUAUAUUCGAUCCAGAACGCUUCCUCAAGUCUGGAAAGGCUCAUGCCGGAGGUGCGGCCAACAAUUUUGCCAAUCUAUCUUUCCUACAUGGCCCCCGUAGCUGCAUUGCUCAAGGCUUUGCUAAAGCAGAGCUGGCCUGCUUGGUAGCUGCCAUGGUCGCACGCUUCCAAAUGGUACUAAGGUACCCAGAUGCUGAAUUACAGACUCGUGAGAAUAUAACCAUUGUGCCGGCUGACGGAAUCUUGGCUGUUCUGACUCCAUUGGAUGGAUGGUGA